AUGCAAAUAAGGCGCAUUCUUGCCACUACUGAUCUCUAUGGGAAAUGCACAAAGACGCACAGCGGCACGUCGGCAGCCGCACCGGAAGCUGCAGGAGUGUUUGCUCUUGCUCUAGAAGCGAAUCCACAAUUAACCUGGCGAGACAUUCAACAUCUGACAGUGUUAACAUCGAAACGGAACUCGUUAUUCGACGCUAAAGGAAGAUUCCACUGGACUAUGAACGGCGUUGGCCUCGAAUUCAACCAUCUUUUCGGCUAUGGUGUGCUGGACGCCGGUGCAAUGGUCGCUCUGGCUAAAAAAUGGAAAACUGUGCCGCCACGGUAUCAUUGCGAGGCUGGUUCUGUGCUUGAAACUCAGGAAGUGACGAGCGAUCGAUCGAUCCUUUUGAAAAUAAAGACCGAUGCCUGUGCUGGUACUGAGUACGCCGUCAACUAUCUGGAACACGUGCAGGCAGUCAUUUCCGUGAACGCCACGCGUCGAGGUUAUCUAGAGUUGUUCCUUACAUCUCCCAUGGGUACAAGGUCGAUGAUCCUCAGUCGAAGGGUGAAAGACGACGAUCAUAGAGACGGAUUCACCAAAUGGCCAUUCAUGACGACUCACACCUGGGGAGAAUAUCCUCAGGGUACCUGGUUGCUGGAGGUGAGCUUCAAUACUCAGACUCCUCAGAAAGGUUGGCUCAGAGAAUGGACACUGAUGUUGCACGGUACCAGAGAGCCACCUUACACCGGACUUCCGGCGGCGGACCCGCACUCGAAACUGGCGAUCGUGAAGAAGGCUCACGAGGAACGAUCGACAGCGAUGUAACGACGAACCAGAGGACUCUAGACGUUCAUAUCGAGAGAUGUUUACGCGACUAGUCUUUAUUGUUUAAGGGUAUCAUUUUUACAGGCGACAGGAAGAAAAAUUCGAACGCAACCAUGCUGUGUAUUUCUGUAAAAGUCGUUCCGCUGGUUACUCGUACCGAAAAGCUUCGUGUGUUCUCGA
Habropoda laboriosa is the source of this 984-nucleotide messenger RNA. Its product is annotated as neuroendocrine convertase 2-like. Gene Ontology annotation, cellular component: Golgi membrane; trans-Golgi network. Gene Ontology annotation, molecular function: serine-type endopeptidase activity. The record is from RefSeq and is a predicted model, not a curated record. Bases 1 to 804 code for a protein of 267 amino acids. Lineage: Eukaryota; Metazoa; Arthropoda; Insecta; Hymenoptera; Apidae. The transcript is spliced from 6 exons. Gene Ontology annotation, biological process: protein processing.